Messenger RNA from Asterias rubens (European starfish), 2623 nucleotides. Its product is annotated as elongator complex protein 2-like. The coding region runs from base 357 to 2540 and encodes 727 amino acids. Gene Ontology annotation, biological process: tRNA wobble uridine modification. Gene Ontology annotation, cellular component: elongator holoenzyme complex. NCBI's taxonomy places the organism in Eukaryota, Metazoa, Echinodermata, Asteroidea, Forcipulatida, Asteriidae. The record is from RefSeq and is a predicted model, not a curated record. The transcript is spliced from 18 exons. Gene Ontology annotation, molecular function: protein binding.
CCACAGUGACAACGAGUUACGUGAGUUGUGCUUGUAAUCGAGUCCCACAUUGUGUCAACUGGGGCUUAAAUGGACUCAUUGCUUUCGGUACAAGUAAUUCAGUGGCUUUGUAUGUACCUGAGAGACCCGAUUCUGCCGGACAAAUUCAUUGCCUCCUCAAUGGACACAGAGGAAAAGUCAACUGCGUCAAGUGGAUACAGUGCCCUAUCGUUGAGCAGACAGGUCAGCUAGCACAAACGGAGCUCGUAUCAGGUUCACAAGACAGUACGCUCAUCGUAUGGAGGGGUCUGGAUGGAAAGUAUCAGCAACAUGCCAAGCUCGUCGGCCAUACCGCUGCCGUCACAGUCGUUGAAGCCAUGUACCUCCCAGACAGAGACGGCGGACUGUCCCCGACAUCGAGGACCCUGAUUGCCAGCGCCUCUGUAGACUCUUCUGUCAGAAUAUGGCAGCGGGAGGAAACGGGCGGAGACUUCACCUGCCUGCAGUGUCUCUUAUUUGGGAAUGGAUUCGCCCUGGACCUGGCUUUGUUUGUACUCCAGCGACGAGUUCCAUUGUUGGCACUUGGUGGAGAUGACACCAAGCUUCACUUCUACGUAGAAGCAGACGGCGGCAAGUUUGUGAGGAGCUUGUCCCUGACUGGGCAUGAAGAUUGGAUCCGAGCUGUACAAAUCACUGCUGAUGACAACGGAGAUCUCCUUGUUGCCAGUUGCUCUCAGGAUUGUUUCAUUCGUCUGUGGAGGGUCGUCGCCGGCGUAAACCAAGAGCUGGAGACGGGCAAGGUCCUGGAGGAGGAUACCGGGGAAUUGAAGCUGAAGGGAAAUACACUCUGUCCAUCAUGGGAAGGAAGUGGAAUUUGUUUCUCAGUAGUACUGGAGAGUGUGAUGGCUGGCCAUGAGCAGUGGGUCUACGGGUUACACUGGCAACCCCCAAUCUACAGGGAUGGAACGAGGUACCAGGAGCAGUGUCUUCUCUCAGCCUCUAUGGACAAAACCAUGAUCAUAUGGAAGCUAGAUAGCGAAUCAGGAGUGUGGCUCGAUCACGUGAGAGUUGGUGAAGUCGGGGGGAAUACGCUGGGUCUGUAUGGGUGCCAGUUCAGCCCAGAUGGGGGCGCUAUACUAGCCCAUGGGUACCAGGGGGCGCUACAUCUGUGGAAGAAGUCUGCAUCAAUUCCCGAUAGGAGCACUGCCCAAUGGUCUCCGUCCCCGGUAGUCAGCGGUCACUUUGGUGGUGUUCAGGACAUCACCUGGGAGCCUGAAGACGGUGCGUUUUUGAUGAGCGUUGGUUUGGACCAGACGACGAGGCUGCAUGCUCCGUGGCGGCGGGAAGGGUAUCAGACAACCUGGCAUGAGAUCGCCCGCCCUCAAGUCCAUGGUUAUGACAUGCACUGUCUGACCCUCGUCGACAGGUACAGGCUAGCUUCAGGAGCCGAUGAAAAGGUUCUGCGAAUAUUUGAUGCUCCGAGGAACUUUGUAGAAAACUUUGGGCGAAUAUCGGGAGUGGACGUCACUGAGGCCUUACAGGACAGGAAGAAUAGUGACGUCCCUGAAGGAGCCAGCGUCCCGGCUCUUGGCCUCUCCAAUAAAGCCGUCUUUCAGGGGGAGUCCGGGAAGGCAGCAUCUGAGAGAGAGAUCUCACACCCUAGCGAGCUCUACCCAGAAAUAUACUUCAAUCCUCUAGAACUAGCAGGUCCGCCCACAGAGGAGCACCUCUUGCAGAAUACGCUGUGGCCUGAAAAGCAGAAGCUGUACGGUCACAGCUAUGAGAUAUUCAGUGUGGCGAGUCACCCAUCCGGAACUAUUAUAGCAUCUGCCUGUAAGGCUUCAAAGGCAGAAUACGCAACCAUCCUUCUGUGGGACACUACAACAUGGCGCCAGCUAGGCGAACUACCAGCCCACUCCCUAACCAUCACACAGCUGGCAUUCUCCCACAGCGGUAGACACCUCCUAGCAGUGUCCAGAGACCGGACUUGGUCAGUGUUUGAAGAGAAGGAGCAAGGAGGAGAAUCAAAAGGUUGUCUAUAUGUGCUGGUUGCCUGCACAGAUAAGAAGACAGCUCGUCAUUCCAGGAUUAUCUGGUCAGGUGCUUGGUCACAUGAUGAUCGGUACUUCGCCACAGCUUCAAGAGACAAGAAGGUAAUCAUCUGGGGUCAGAGGUCAUCUGAUGACCAAGAAGAUGCAACUCCAAGCUGCCUUGGGAAUUACCGGGCAUGCUCAGUGCCCUUUGACCUGAAGGAUGCUGUGACGGCAGCUGACUUUGCUUUAGUGACUAGCACCAGUGGAAGUUAUAUCUUAGCAGUUGGGUUAGAGUCGGGAUCGAUGUCUGUGGCGCAAUGGAACCCCAAGACUCCAAAUGCCUGGCAGACAUGUUUCUGCGUUCAACCACAACUCUGUCACACGAUGACCGUCAAGCGGCUGAAGUGGAGGCCGAAGGUCAAGGGUAGUGACGAUACAAAGCCUGAUGGGAUUACGCACCUCCAGCUGGCUAGCUGCAGCUCCGACAGCAGUGUUCGGAUUCACGACAUCGACAUCAACUCUUUAUGACAAGAACAAUGUUAAAGGCAGUGGACACUAUUGGUAACUACUCAAAAUUAUUAUUAGCAUAAAACCUUACUUGGUAACGAGUA